UGGUAGCACUGCUCUCGCGUAGGGCUUGUUUCGUGUGUAUUUUUUUCUCCGUAAGAAAAACUUGGAAAAUAGUUUGAAAAUAAAUUUAUUAUCAAAAAAAAUUAAUUUUACUCUAAAGUAGUUUGAUAUAGCUCGUAUAGGCAUUUGUAAAUACAUUUGUCAGAAUUAAUUUCUAAAAAAGUUGUCCACAUUUGUGUUUUUCUGGCGGCGUAUAGAAGUCGAUUUUUUGCACUUCUAAACGUGUUUUCAAAAAGUUACAAAUCAUGGGUGAUUUUGGUGGUUCUACAGCAGCACAUAAUAACUUAAAUCAAUCUCAAGCAUUUGCGGCGGCUUUGCAACGUGCCAAACAGAUAGCCGCUAAAAUUCAACCAAAUGCACCCCCUUCCGGCGGAGCCCCGGCCGGCUUUAAACGUUCACAUGACGAUUCCGACGGAGGCCCAGACGUAAAACGUUUUACAAGCCCAGACGGAAGUGAAAGCGGACACAAUAGCAAUUCCAACAUGAGCGGGGGUGCCAAUAAUCCUAAUAUGUCUCAAGCAUUAGUCCAAGCUGCGGCUGUAGCUGCUCGAAUUGCUGCAACUGCUGGAAACACCUGCGAGGAACAAAUACGUUUACCCGACAGUGUAAUGAAUGCUUUCUACGGACGAGGAAGUAGUGACACCAUAACGCAUGUACAAGGCGAAUCUGGAUGCAAAAUACAAAUGGGACAGGAAGGUGACCGUGUUAUUACGUUGAGAGGUUCCAGAGAUUCUGUGACAAACGGCCGUGAGCUUAUUCAGCAACUGGCAAAUCGUAAUGGUGGUGGUAAUGUAGAGGUUGUUUUGACAAUUAAUAUGCCACCUCCGGGGCCAACUGGUUUCCCUCCAUAUCAAGAAAUAUGAUACCAGGAACAAAAGUUGGUUUAGUAAUUGGUAAAGGUGGCGACACCAUAAAACAGUUACAGGAGAAAACUGGAGCCAAAAUGGUUAUUAUUCAGGAUGGGCCCAAUCAAGAACUAA
Molecule: messenger RNA, 998 nt
Organism: Musca domestica (house fly)
Lineage: Eukaryota; Metazoa; Arthropoda; Insecta; Diptera; Muscidae
Product: far upstream element-binding protein 1
Exons: 2
Coding region: 264-881 (205 amino acids)
Molecular function (GO): RNA binding
Source: RefSeq, a predicted model, not a curated record